Botrytis sinoallii is the source of this 3320-nucleotide messenger RNA. RefSeq lists its product as uncharacterized. The record is from RefSeq and is a predicted model, not a curated record. Gene Ontology annotation, molecular function: DNA-binding transcription factor activity, RNA polymerase II-specific; RNA polymerase II cis-regulatory region sequence-specific DNA binding; protein dimerization activity. The transcript is spliced from 2 exons. Gene Ontology annotation, biological process: regulation of transcription by RNA polymerase II. Lineage: Eukaryota; Fungi; Ascomycota; Leotiomycetes; Helotiales; Sclerotiniaceae. Bases 848 to 2206 code for a protein of 452 amino acids.
CCAAAUAUAUAAAAAGAACAUCUAGUCAUCAGUAGACAGCAGACUUGUCAAUCGAAAAGUUGCGCUGUUCUUUGAUAAAUCUAUUUGCUCCUUGUCUUCUUUUGUCCUUGUCCUUCUUCUCUUCCACCUCCUCUCCCCUCUCCCCUCCUCCAAGGAAAUUCAAGCCGAGAAAGCUCGAUCUCUCUUCGUGGACCCUUUCUUUCCCUUACCCCAAAGAGAAACCUUGAAAGGAUCAGCCCCCCCGGAGCCCCCCUCAUACCUAACACCUACCUACCAGGUACCUAAGCUUGCCAUCAAAAAAUUGAUUCUUGGUCUGUUCCCCACCACAAGGCCAAUGAGGAAAGCUUUCCCAGCACUCUUACUCUACUCUCACGCUCACGCUCACGCUCACUCACACUCUCUUCCAAUAUCUUUCUUUGAUUCGGAAUAAUACAUUCAUUCGUUCACUCAAUUUAAUGUUCCUCAAAUCAUUGAUUCCUUCUUCCUUUCGAAUAAGGAUCAUGGAGGAGUGAGAUAAGUCUUCGCCCUUUGUUAACUCACGUAUAUUUUUUUUCCGAUCUCUCUCAAACAACCUGCAUCCUAUCGACGAGUCGUACCUUUCUGGAGGAAGUAAACAAAUACUAGGUUGAUAUCACACGGAAUACAUCAUUGAGCUAUCGGUCACACAGCUAUCUAAUAACGCCGAAUCGCAAAAAAAAAACCCCCCUAUCAUUUUGUACAUAUUUGAUACUGGAAUCCUCGAUACUCAAUCCUCGAUACUCAAUGGUCAAUACUUUAUAUCCUCACUAAAUUCCCUCGGGAUCUCUUCUCACGAAUCUUCUUUUUCAAUUAAUUUCUUUUGGCACUCAUGCUUGCGAUUCAACGUCUUAAUAUGGGUUCGUCGAAGCCACCCGAACUUGAUAUGCCAUUUGGCUACGCAUUUGAUUCAAACUCCACUUUUCCUUUCCCUUCACCUACAGCUCCAGCACCAGGUCCGCCAUUACUCGAUGAUAGCGAAUCCAACCUUCUCGAUACUUUCUUUGACGGAGUAAGCUCUGAUCAUUUUAAUUACGACUUCUUCUCAAAUACACAAGAUGGAGGAGAGCUUGGAGGAGGGUGGGAAGAAUUACCCCCGGCAUUUAUGGGAACGAGGGUUACUUUUGAUCAACAACCUCAGCUUUCGAAUCCAAUGUCCUUGAAUUUCGGUGAUAGGAAUACCGGAAUGCAUCCACCAUUCUCUCAAGCACCUUUCUCACAUUUGCCACCUUCGACUGAAUCCGCAGAUGUUUUAGCAGCUGCUACCGUGUUACAAAACGGAUCAAAUGCUCGAUCACAUAGUUUAAGCAGUGAAACUUUAUUUGGAAAUCAUGGCUUACCAUCGCAUCCGGGAAAUCAUCACGUCAGACCACAAUCCAUGUCGCAUUACCCUACUCCAACAUCAGGACUGGAUAGACCUCGAGAUGGAUUUAUGCGCGAUACUUUAUAUACCGAAAUGAUGUUUGGACCGAAUCAUGCCGGCCCGGACUUGAUGAGAAGACCAAAACCCGUUCCUCAAAAAGUCGACAUAAGAUGGGGUUCUGAUGCAGGAUUUGGAUCACCACAAGGAUUUGUUCCACCACCAAAUGUAGCAAAAGUCGACGAAGCGGAACGACAAAGAUUGCAGGCAUUCGAUGGAUUUAUUGGGGCAGCUCUAUGUGCGGAAAGUAGUGCGGAAAACACGAGACCGAACAGUCCGACAAUGCAAAAGAAUUUACCACCGCAACGACGGCAAAGCUCGGGAGUUGUCAAGGAAGAAGAUACGGAGCCACCAAAGAAGCGACGAAAGAGUAAAUUUAGUCCUGUUGAAGACGCGAGAGAAGACGAUGAGGAACCACAGCCUAAAGUGGACGGUAGGAAAAAGAGGAAAUCCGUGGUGAAAGUUAGUGGGAGUUCCCCAGGACCAUCGGAAGCAGGUCACAAACGACGAAAAUCUACUUCGGCUGCGGCAAAAUCUACCAGAGAAAAUUUAACAGAAGAUCAAAAGAGAGAGAAUCAUAUCAAGAGUGAACAAAAACGAAGGACUCUAAUUCGAGAAGGAUUUGAGGAUUUAGGGGAAUUAGUACCAGGGCUACGAGGUGGUGGGUUCAGUAAGAGUGCGAUCUUGGUAAUGACGGCCGAUUGGUUAGAGGAGUUGAUGCAAGGAAAUGAAGCUCUACGGAAUAAGAUCGAUGCUGCGAAAGGCAGAUGAGAUUGAGGGACGAGUUAUUGAUCACUGUUCUUGCGCAUGAUCAUUCCCACAGUAAAAUCCUGGAAAGGGGCCAUCAAAUUUCGACAGCAAACUGAUCCGAAUUCCUGGAGUGAAAAUGGGAGGGCAUGAAGUGUCCAUGGAGUUUGGUGUUUGGUUCUAUGGGGAAUUCAGAGACCGUACGCAAUGAGUAGCUUCCAGUCUCUCUAGCAUACAGGGUUUGAGGCGAAAUAAAGAUACCACGUGGAAAUGAUGGACAUAUCAUACCAGAUCUGCAAUCAUCUUGUGGAAAAGGAAAUGAAUUUAAUUGGUAGUAAGGACUACCUAGUUGGUUAUCAAUGAGGGAAUAAGCACACACUGCACAGUAGCAGUAUAGCAAUGAAUUAUAAAAGUUCAAUCAGAUUAAGUUGGAGCUUAAACGUAUACAUUCCCAUUGAUUAUGCUCUGUAAGGAAAUCCAAGCUGAGCAGAUUUCACUUUUAACGUUUCUAGCAAUUUUUGUAUUUUCGAUUCCUAUUUGCAUUAUGUUCUAUUUAUGAAAUUUUGAAUUGCAUUACACCAACUCAAGCCUUUUCUUACCGAAAUAUCUCUCACUCUUACUUGUCAAAUCCAAUUUCCUGCUAUCAGUUUAAUCCAAGUAUGCUCUUUCAAACUCAGCUUGUCGUCAUAAUCUUAUCUUUGGCAUUAGCAUAAGAAUACCAAACCAUCAAUAUACAUUCAAGGUGCUACAUGGAUAUUUCCAGAAAAAAGAAAAAAAGUAAAAAAAAAGUAAAAUACCAUCCAUCUGCAAUAUAAGAACAGUCUUGUUUUUUAUACGAUUGAUGAGGCAGAUGUACUUUGCUAUUGGGUUUGAUACUGGGCUGUGGGCUGUGGGCUGUUCAUAAAUUGAUAUUGGGUUGGGAGUUAAUGGGAGGAGCUGGAGCGUGGUAUGGUAUGGUGGAUGGUAUAGUGGAUACUCUUGGAUUAGAUUUUGUUUGGAUUUUGUGGAUUGGUAUUGAGAUGUUGAUAUUUGGAUGAGAUCUUAUGGUGGAUGAGAUCUUAUGGUGGAUGGUGGAUGAUCUAGUAGAUUAGUCUCUUAUGUGCAUCGAAUAUCAUUGAGUGAGAUGUUCAUGAGACUG